GAAAUCCAUUAUGAGUAUUUUGUGAAUAUAAUCAAAUUAUAAAACCAGAAAGAAAGUUUCUUCAUGUAGUAUGAAGGUACCUUUAUGAAAAAGACGAAUAUAUCAUUUUGGUUUGUUCUUACAAGAAUUCAUUCACUGAAAGUUAACUCCGCAAACUUUUCAGAACUUCAUAUAACUUAGAGAUACAAUUAAGGUAUUUUAGGGACUUAAAAGGAUAUUAAUACACAGCCUUAUUACAAUUUGGAAUGAUAUGACAAGUACUAUAUGCAAUAGUAAUUACGGACACCUGGUGGCGCUGCAGGCUAAGCUUGUGGAAAAAUGGGCUCUGCCAAUGCCACAGACGCCAUUGAGCUGGAAAUCAGAACUCUGAAGCUCCCCCAAUGAAGGAGGCAUUUUAAGCAAGCUUCGGGAGACAGAUCUUCAGACAAGGCAUCCUUACAAGUGCACGUCAGAUAGAAACAUUUAACUCAAGAUUAUUUAACCAAAUCAUCUGAGUGGACUGUAUACCGAGUUGAAGGAAUUGCACCUUCUGGACGGAUUUGAACAAUGCAGACUGCUCUAGCAAAACCCCCGCAGAAAAGGCAAGUCAUUUUUCUUGCUAUACUGUUGUUUUGGUGGGGGGCUGACUCUAAGGCGAUUAGAUAUUCCAUUCCAGAAGAAACAGAAAGCGGCUACUCUGUGGCCAACCUGGCAAAAGAUCUGGGGCUCAGGGUGGGGGAGCUGGCCACUCGGGGAGCACGAAUCCAUCACAAAGGCAGCAAACAGCUCUUGCAGCUUGAUGUAAAAACCGGCAAUUUGCUUCUACAGGAAAAACUAGACCGGGAGGUGCUGUGUGGGGCUACAGAACCCUGUGUAUUGCAUUUCCAACUGUUACUGGAAAACCCAGUGCAGUUGUUUCAAGUUGAUGUGCAACUCAUAGAUGUAAAUGACCAUUCUCCAGAGUUCCUAGACAGGGAAAUGAUCCUUAGAAUCCCAGAGAGCGUCCAGCCAGGGUCUGUGUUUGCUUUGAAAUCAGCUCAGGACUUGGACAUGGGUAGCAACAGUGUUCAGAACUACACAAUCAGCCCCAACUUCUAUUUUCGUGUUGCUAUUCACAAUCGCGGUGAUGGCAGAAAAUACCCAGAGCUGGUGUUGGGCAAAGCCCUGGACCGGGAGGAAGAGUCUGAGCUUCGUUUAACUCUCACAGCCCUGGAUGGUGGGGCGCCGCCCAGGUCUGGGACUGUCAUAGUUCGCAUUGAGGUGGUAGACAUUAAUGAUAAUGCCCCCGAAUUUUUACAGUCCCUGUAUGAGGUACAGGUUCCUGAGAACAGUCCCAUAAACUCCUUAGUUCUCGUUGUCUCUGCUCGAGAUUUAGAUGCAGGAACUUAUGGGCGUGUAUUCUAUUCUUUAUUUGAAGGUGAUGAAGUUUCUCAACCAUUUGUAAUACACGAAAAAACAGGAGAAAUUCGUCUGCAAAGGGUAUUGGAUUUUGAGGCAACUCAAUAUUAUAUCGUGGAAAUUGUAGCCACAGAUGGUGGGGGCUUUUUGGGAAAAUGCACAGUGGCCAUAGAAGUGGUGGAUGUGAAUGACAAUGCUCCUGAACUAACCAUGUCGACACUCAGCAGCUCUAUCCCAGAAAACUCCCCAGAGACUGUAGUUGCCAUUUUCAGCGUUUCUGAUCCAGACUCUGGGGACAAUGGUAGGAUGGUUUGCAGCGAGCGCGACGCAGCCAGGCACAGGCUGGUGGUGCUGGUCAAGGACAAUGGCGAGCCUCCGCUGUCUGCCAGCGUCACGCUGCACGUGCUGCUGGUGGAUGGCUUCUCCCAGCCCUACCUGCCGCUCCCUGAAGAGGCGCCCGAGCGCGCGCAGGGGGACUCGCUCACUGUCUACUUGGUCAUCGCCUUGGCAUCGGUGUCAUCGCUCUUCCUCUUCUCUGUGCUGGUGUUCGUGGCGGUGAGGCUGUGCAGGAGGCGCAGGGCGGCGCCGCUGGGUGUCUGCUCUGUGCCUGAGGGCCACUUUCCUGGCCACCUGGUGGAUGUUAGCGGCACUGGGACCUUGUCCCAGAGCUACCAGUAUGAGGUAUGUCUUGCUGGAAACUCUGGGUCUGGUGAGUUCAAGUUCCUGAAACCAAUAUUCCCCAAUCUCUUGCUUCAGAACACUGGGAACUAAGGAAAACCCUAAAAUAACUUUUAUAGUUUUGUAUUUAAUUAUUGUAUUUGUUUCAGUUAAUCUAUUAAUCUGGGCAACUAUUCUUACAAUACCUUUCUCAAAUAUUGAUAACACUAUACCAACAAUAUUCUUUCUCUGGUAGUGCUUAAUAUAUUUUUUGUGUAUGGUUGAUAUUCAUUAUAAUUAGCAUUUAAAUGACACUAUUUAUGAGUAUGUGUUUUCUCCCCAUUUGACCUUCUUGGUGAAUACUAUUUCUCUAAGUAGAAAUUACUCAAAUAGUGCUCAAAUUUUAUUUUUAGCAACUUCUUAAAUUAGUUAAUAUUAAAGCUUUUAUGAAACCUUGAAUUGUUAUUACUUGUAGUGCCAGUGUUUACUAUAUAACUUCCUCUUUCAACUCUAGAGUGUUUGAAAUUUCGUUUUAUUUCAUUGGUGCUGGGUAUAGAUGCUCAAAUUUCCUGCAUGCUAAUCAAGCACGUAUUCCACUGAUCUUGACACCCAGGUGAAAUUCUUUAUAUUUAUCUUGGCAUUUCUCAUUGAGUACACUACCAACUUAAGCUCUCUGAAGAAAUGUAAGCAUGAUACUUAGGCAUAAUUUUUUUCUCCCAAAUUGUAUAUAAAUAUUUACUUUGUUAAAAUGUCUCUGUACUAAAACUGUGGCCUGUUAUGAGCAACACAUGUUAGAGAUUAUCUUAAACAUUUGUUACUGCAUAUCUACUGCAUUAUAUUUUCAUAAACAUUAAUAUUAAAUUAAAAAUAAUUCUCAUCUACAAAUACUAAAGAGAACAUCUUUGUAAUGUCUUAUUUGUUUCACUAAAUGAAACUGUUAAGGGGCUGAGGGCAUGACCCAAUGGUAGAGCAUGCAUGCAUAUAUGCUAAGCCUGGUUUCAAUUCCUAGCACCAAAGCAAAAAAAAAAAUUUUUUAGAAAUUCUGUUAAAGAACAUCUUGGUAUAAUCCUUUAAAAAAUAAUCUUAGAAUCUGAAAUAAACCCUAAGCUUCUCCAAAGAAUUUGGGACUCCUGAGGGCAUCAUAUAUGUUCUUACCCUUUCCUUUUGGCCCAUAAAUACAAGUUUAAGUGUAGGAGACUUUUGUUUGUCGUUGUCACCACUAGGUAUGCAGUAACCAAAUAAGUAAUGUAAUAUCUAACAUCAUAUAUUAAAAUAAGUAAUAUUUUAUUUCUGAAUACAUUGGAACAGUAAUUAAUUUACCUGAAUUAUAAUUGUUUUUGUUCUAUUCAAUAAGCCAAGUAGGUGAAUUAUGUGAUUUCUAACUAGUAAAUUUAUAUGAAUAAAACUAUAAGAAAAUUUCUUUGGAAUUUUGGCAAAACAUGAACAAUUGAAAAGCUUGCUAUAAUCUAAACACAUUUGUGUUAUAAUCUCAAAUAUCAUUCUACUGGAGUUUACAGUACAUGAAUUUUUCCCCAGAGUUACUCUUUUUUUCCUCUAAGGAUAAAAUGAAAUAAAAAAGGUAAAUUACUUAACAUUUGUUAUUCUUGAAAUAUAAUUUUCCAAUUUAAGUUAGGAAGAGAGAAAAGUGAGAAAAGAAACACAAACAUGUAAGAUACAAAUAUAGAAGUCAAUGGUAAUGACUUCUCCAUUUAUUAGAAAUUUAAAUUAAAUAGUUUUAUGUAUGAUAAUAAGAAAUAGGGUUGAAGGUUUUACCAAUAUAUUUCAACACACAAAAAUCCAAGUUCAUUUUUGUUUAUGCUAGGUUAGUCUAAUUUAUAUAAUCACCUAAAUGACACCGGACAAAUAAACACCCAUUCCACUUUAUCCUUGGAAAAAGAAUGGAUCACUCCUUACCAAUAAGAGCCCAUCACAAGGCUACAGAACAGAUCGACUUUUUGAAAUUCACUAAUUGGAAUUUAGCAGCAAACACUGUAAAAUUUCACAACAUGAUAUACCUCAUAAAAUGUGCCAGUUUGAUGGCCACAGGAAAAAAAAUAGAGAAUGGAAGAAAAAUAUCUUAAUAAUAACACCCAUUUAAAUAUUUUUUUGUCUCUCAAAUAUACACAACUUUUGUAAUUCCUUUGCUGUUGUUUUAGGCACAGCAUGUAGUGAGUUCAAUGCAUUCUUUUUGGGAAGCAAAUAGCACAGAUCACUCAGAUUGUCUCUUCAUAAUCAAAAGUUGCAAAAAUGUAUUUUUUAAAGUGUUAAGUUAAAACUCAUGAAUACAUUUGAUGGAAUUCUGCUUCCAGGUUAGAUGGAUUAUCUGGCAGCAAAAAGCAACCAUGAAAAUUGGCUAAAUAUCAGAAAUUACCUCUCUACAGCAACAGAGGUCAGAUGAUAGGAUAAGAAAUGAGUGGCUCAAGAUUUCUGAAAAGAAUGCUUUGGGGUGAGAACUAAGUCCUACAGUCAGUUUUCUUCCAAGGAAAUUUGCUAAGUCAGGAAACAACAGAUUCUUAACAGGGACAGACUAACUUCCAUAGCCUUUAGUAGUCUGUAAGAUUCAAGCUCAGGAUCAGUUUCCCCUUUCAGGUCACUUGUCAAACUCAGCACAGUCCAGGGCAGAAGUCUAAAAACCCAAGUGGAAAAUUCUUAGAAAGCAGGAUGAAAUUUUCUUUACUAUUUGAAGAUUAGGGUUUGGGAUCUGCCAUGGGAAGAAGCAUAGAAAAUAUACCAAUUUUUCAAUUGACAAUUCUGUAGACAAGGUACUUUUUAGGAUAGUAAGGAACCUUGACUAAACUAAGUGCCUUUCACUUCAGCCCAAUUUGACUAGUUAGAGUUCUAUCAGGCCAACAGAGGAAAAAGUGAACCCUCCUGGUUCAAUAUCACUUUGAUCCUAGACAUCUUUUUACAUAAAUAUCGAGAAUUCAGUUAAAAGUUACAAGCCACCUACACACAAAACUGGAUGAUCUGAGUAAAAUCAAGAGAAAAAACACAAAACAAAUGACUUCCAGAUAAUCUAGAUAGUAGAAUUAAUGUUAGAAUAAGCAUGAAUAAUAUGUCAAAAAUAAGGAACAAAAGAGAAAAUAGACGUAUAGAGAAUUUCACCUGACAAUUGAAAUCUUAAAAUGGACAUUCAUUCUUUAGCUGCAAAAUUAUAAUAUUUGAUGUAAAACUGUUGAAAUAGUUUAAUGUCAUAGAUAUAAAAGACUACAGGAUUAGUGGAAGUGAGACAGAUCAAUAUAAAAUAUUCAAAUAGGAACCCCAAAAUAAUGAAAAACAACAUUAAUGAAAAACUCUAACUUACAUAUGAUUAUAAUCCUAGAAGGAUAAGAGGGAAUAAAGUGGUAAUAAACAAUAUUUGAACAGUUAAUGACCAAGAAUUUUCCAAAAUUGUGUCUUUAAGUCUUCAAGAUACUCAGAGAAACCCAAUCAGGAUAAAAAUUUUUUAAAAGUCAAAAAUCAAAACCAAAAGUCAAGAUACAAGUCAAAGAGAAAAAAAUCUCAAAAGCUAUCACCUAAAAUAUCACAUAUUACUUUUAAAGAAGCAUUGGUAAAACUAACCUUCAACAUGUGUUCUGAAACCAAAAGAAAAAAGAAUAGCUUUUAAAGACAAGAAAAUUAUUAAUAGACUAUAAUUCUAUCACCAGCAAACAUUUCCCUCAGCAAUGAAGUUGUCAAAGAAACAAAAACUGACAGAGUUAAUCACAGUCACACCUGCACUAGUAGAAAUACUUCCAGUGGAAUUCAUUUAGGCAGAAAGAAAACAGUUCUAAAAGGAUCACAGAUUUGCAGGAAGAAAUAAAAAGACAGGAAGGGUAAAUAUAAAUGAGUAUUGAUUUAAUGUUGAUUAUACUGGGCACUAUCAGUAGUUUCUUUAAGGAUUUAAAAUAUGCAUUAAAUUUAAGUUCAUAACAACAACAACAAUGUGAGAGGUAGAGGCACAGAUUUGGAGAGUCCUAAUGUUUUAAUUAAAAUUAUAGUGAUAUUCAUAUCAACAAUUUGUAUUAGAUUCUUAUAGAUCAAAGAUCAUGCUGUGAUUUCUUGAAUAGCCUCUUAAAGAAUAACUAAAAAAACUAUUUGAUGGGAAAUUUUUAUAUAACAAAUAUUUGAAUGCCAAAAGAAGAACAAAAUUUCUGGGAUAAGUAAAAAAUAAUUAGAUGUUAAUUAUAAAUGGGAAUAUAUCAAAUAUUACAUUAAUAAUACAAUUAAGCUAAUAGUAUUGUACACCAGAUUUAAGAAAAACUCAAUAUUGCUAUCAUAUGUAUGUGUACGUGAUAGAACACAGAAAAUUGAAAGUUUAAAAAUGAAAUAAGGUAUGUACUACAAAUACUAGCCUUUUAGUGUAGCUAUAUUCACAAAAGACCAAGGAGACUUUAAAGAAAGAUACAUUGCUAGGAAGAAAGAGAAAUGUUUUAUAAUAAUAUGAAAAUAUAACAGAAAUAUGUGAGAAAUAUUUCCCCAUAAGAAAUAUUUUUACUACAGAGUAAAAAAAAUCAAAUUGAUGAAGUACAAAUAAAAAGUAGACAAACCACAAACCUCUCAAUUCUGAUAGAAUAAGAAGACAAAACACAUAUGUGCCCCUGUAUAUACACACAUACACACAUACAAGAAUAUUGAAGAUAUCAAUAACACAAAACAUAUUGAAAUACAUCAACAUCCAUAGCACACUCAUGCGUACACAAUUUUGUUACACAUAUUUGAAAUAUGAAAAUUGCCCAUAUUCUGGGUUAUAAAACAAGCCUCAUUUUAAAAUAAAAGACAUUGAGAUGACUCAUUAUACUUUUUGACUACAGCAGAAUAAAGAAAAAAGUGAAAAUAUGACAAAUCCCCAAGUGCUUCAAAAUUAAUUAAUAAAACCCAAAUCAAAUUUGAAAUCACAGCAGAAAUUUCCAAACAUUUUCAAAUAUGCAAAGUUUAAGAACUGACGCAUAUACUCCACUGAACUUCUAUUCUGUCUGCCCCUUAGUGUGGAUUAACUUCCACAUAUUAGAGAAUACAUUUGAACUUUAAUUUUUUUUGGAUUGACCUAUUUCACUUAGCAUGAUAGUCUCCGAUCCAUCCAUUUACUAGCAAAUGUCAUAAAGUAAUUUUUCUUUAUG
Molecule: messenger RNA, 7133 nt
Organism: Ictidomys tridecemlineatus (thirteen-lined ground squirrel)
Lineage: Eukaryota; Metazoa; Chordata; Mammalia; Rodentia; Sciuridae
Source: RefSeq, a predicted model, not a curated record